UAACAGCACUGACAAAACUUAUUGGAGAUUUUGUUCAGUCGAGUGUUGUCGAAAUUUUCAGUCCGUCUUCGGCCUAAUGCAAGUAAUAAAUUUAAUUUGAAAUUGCACGUAGUCUUCUCGUUAUUGUGAAUUCAACCAACGUGUGCAAGAUCCUAGCAUAACAUAACCAUCAUCAGGAAAGCAAAUCAGUAUCGUGAAGUACUUGCUUGGUCUUUGGAGCGGGGUGACAUUCUACUCCUACUUCCGCUCGUGGCAAUUGAUUUUCCAGCAGAUAAUCAACUUUCUCAUUGUGCCGACUACGUCAUGCUUUCUUCGUUAUGUGAAGCACACACAACUACAGCACCUAAAAUUUAUGAGUAUAAAAAUCAAAAUGAAUGGAUUACAAGUGGUAAAUUGGGCUCUCGCGAUGCAGUAUUAGUUUUUCGAACCAAUAUUCUAAAUCCAAAGACUCGCAAGACUUUAUCAGAAACACAAUCAGUAAAAACUACUGAUUCCGAAAGCCAUAAAACAUCAGAUCCAGCGGCAACAGUAGUCAAUUGCCAAGACGAGACGCCACUAGCUAUUGCACCCCAAUCGUCUGGUAGUAAUGCAACACUAAAAGGUUCAGCACCCAGAAAGAUUUAUGUUUCUGUAAGAAAUCCAUUGAAUUGCAAACUAAUUGAAGAGCCAGUUAAACAAAAUGCAAAUAAAAAGAUACAUCAUCACGACCUCUCGUCGAGCGAUACAUCUAUCUCAAGUGAUGGAGAUGAAUCAUCGCAAAACAAUGAAAACAAUCCUCGGUUACGGCAGAAAAAAAUGGAGCUAGACUUGAAUAAGGAAAGUGGUUAUAGUUCCUCAAUGGGCGAUGAAGGCAAUUCGAUUCUAAAUAGAAGUGAGGAGGACCCGGAAAUAUCCAGUGAGGAGGACAACGAGUGUGGAACACAUAUGCCUGCCCAUAAGCUAAAAAUCACAUAUAAAUUUAUACAAACUGAAACGAAACUAUUAAGAAAGAUAUUUAACGUGCAUGGCCUUACAGAAGUUCAGGGAGAAACAAACUUCAAUUUACUAUGGACUGGAGUACACAUGAAACUAGAUACUUUAAGACAUUUGUCGCCUUACCAAAGAGUUAACCAUUUUCCGAGAUCAUACGAGUUGACCCGAAAGGAUAGACUCUACAAAAAUAUUGAAAGAAUGCAGCAUUUGCGGGGAAUGAGGCAUUUUGAUAUUGUACCUCAAUCGUUUAUUCUACCUCUGGAAUACCGGGAUUUAUUAAUAGCGCAUAACAAGUAUCGAGGUCCGUGGAUAGUGAAGCCAGCAGCCUCAAGCAGAGGUCGAGGAAUAUUUAUUGUCAAUUCGCCCGAUCAAAUUCCCCAGGAUGAGCAAGUGUUGGUAUCAAAAUAUAUUGUAGAUCCGCUUUGCAUCGAUGGUCAUAAAUGUGAUUUGCGAGUCUAUGUAUUGGUUACAUCUUUUGAUCCAUUGAUUGUAUACCUUUAUGAAGAGGGAAUCGUUAGAUUGGCCACUGUUCGAUACGAUAGAGAUGCGGAUAACCUAUGGAAUCCAUGUAUGCAUCUAUGCAACUAUAGUAUCAAUAAAUACCAUUCCGAUUAUAUACGAUCUUCGGAUGCUCAGGAUGAGGAUGUUGGCCACAAAUGGACACUGUCAGCAUUGUUAAGGCACCUCAAACUUCAGGGUUGUGAUACUCAUCUGCUGAUGCUAAAUAUUGAAGAUUUAAUAAUAAAGGCUAUUCUCGCCUGUGCACAAACAAUUAUUUCCGCAUGCCGAAUGUUUGUACCCAGCAGUAACAACUGUUUUGAGCUUUAUGGCUUUGACAUAUUAAUCGAUAAUGCGCUAAAACCUUGGCUAUUAGAAGUGAAUCUUUCACCAUCAAUGGGUGUGGAUAGUCCAUUGGAUACGAAAGUAAAAGCCUGUCUAAUUGCAGAUCUCCUCACUUGCGUUGGCAUUCCGGCGUAUAGUCCAGAAAUGAGAUCGCAUUUAGAUAGCAAAUGGACACGAUUUCGUAGUACAAGUUGUCAGAGGAGAACUGAUUCCACGGACUCGACUGCUUCAAAGAAAUCGAAAAAGAAAGGAGCCAACAGUUUUGCUAAUUUAACUAUGGAAGAGCAGCGUAUUUUACGUAAUGCUCGCUUACAGUAUUCACGUCGCGGCGGAUUUGUUCGCAUAUUUCCGACGGAUGACACAAUGCAACGAUAUGGCAAUUUUCUAGAUUCCUCGAAUGGCAUUCCAAUUUCCACACCAAAUGUGCAAGGACAAACAUUCCAAACUCUUGUUAUGCAGCACAAUUAUAACCAAAUGCUGCACUCAAAUUUAUACUGUCAGGAUCCAAGGUGCACCAAAGAGGAUAAUUUUCAAGAAAAUCGUGUCCAACAAUAUGAACGUGCCCUAGAAACCGAUGCUGAAAUACCCUUUGUGAAGAAAGUAAUUGUACCCAAAUGCGAAGAAGAAGGCCGAAAGUUACGAAAGCAAUUACUUAUAAAGAUUUCCAAUGGCUCUGAGUUGACACAAUUUCAGGCUCGACAAACAUUUAGUUUGUAUUUAGAGUCAGUCUUAAGGCGGUUAACACAAGAACCAAAGGAUAGUCACGAAAAAAUAAUACUCAAAUUUUUAAACAAAUUUGGAGGAGCUGUCAAGCCACCAGUUUUGUUUCGAAAUGCACAAACCAUAAAAGUAAUUAGCAAAGCACGAUCUGCAAUGGUUGCCAAACUGCUUGGAGACUUUCUUGAAUUAUAUAAGAGAGACACUGAAGCAUAUGUGGAUUCCUUCGAUCAUUUUGGAAUGAUACCAAGUAGUUCCUACAAUGAGUUUUUAAUUCAUGCACAGGAAUCAGAUUUAGAGGCGGUGCUAACUUUGCACACAAAUGUCACUGGGAUAAUGCCAUUUUUAUAUAAUCGAUGUGGCUUGUCGGUGCCACCGACGCCACCAAUUCCAUGCGGUUUGCACGGAUUUUUGCGUGCACUUCCUGCCAUGGUAUCAUCAUCUGGAAUGCCAAGGGAAAUCAGCAAGUAUGAUGGCUAUUUUAAGAAUUACGAUAAAGAUUGUGAAAAUGUACAAGAUAAUUCGAUAAGGUCCAAGAGCACAAGAAGAUUCUAAAUCAGUAACUUAAUUAAUUAAUCGAACAUUGUUUUCGAGUCAGAUUUUAAUAUAAUAUAUUUAGCUAAUUUAUUUAUUUAUUGUAAUCUAAAUUAAUUUUAAAUCAAAAUUCCACGCAAUUAGGCCGGAUGACAUUAAUACAGCAACAAAAUCUAAGUCAUACAACGAUCAAUAACUACUUCAUAUACACAAAACAUACAUACUCAAAACAUCUACAAAAUAUUUAUAUAUACAAGCUUCUAAAUAACUGCCUUAAAUACAGUAUGAAAUAAUUUGUAAGAAAUACUUAAUUAUUCUAUUUUCCUAAAAUGCAUUAACCAAAGCUUUUAAUAUUUACAAAUAAAAAAAAACCAUAUUUACGCCAAAGACAUGCGAAAUGGAAAGCCUCAAAUGAAAAAUUAGAUAUGCACAAAUUAUUUUUUCAAAUAUUUAUAUUAUACAAAUUUUAAAUGAUUAAAUAAAAGUCUUAACAUACUUUUGUUUACAUAA
This is a messenger RNA of Drosophila willistoni, 3576 nucleotides long. RefSeq names its product tubulin polyglutamylase TTLL13 (gene TTLL5). Gene Ontology annotation, biological process: protein polyglutamylation; microtubule cytoskeleton organization. Lineage: Eukaryota; Metazoa; Arthropoda; Insecta; Diptera; Drosophilidae. The coding region runs from base 304 to 3087 and encodes 927 amino acids. Gene Ontology annotation, cellular component: cilium. Gene Ontology annotation, molecular function: tubulin-glutamic acid ligase activity; tubulin binding. The record is from RefSeq and is a predicted model, not a curated record. The transcript has 5 exons.